Messenger RNA from Bombyx mandarina (wild silkworm), 2408 nucleotides. RefSeq lists its product as uncharacterized. The record is from RefSeq and is a predicted model, not a curated record. Lineage: Eukaryota; Metazoa; Arthropoda; Insecta; Lepidoptera; Bombycidae.
AUGAAGAUCUUGCUGGUGUUGUGCGCGUGCGCGUGGGUGUCGACGAGUGACGUCGCCCACAUCAAGGCGACCAAGGCGAAGAUCAUUGGGCGGAUCGCAGCGAAGACCAAGCAUCACAAACGUGGAAUACUUUCCGCUAUUCCUCCUUACAAGCUCGGACAUGAUAUUCCGGUUGUGACGCAUUCCGUGCUGAAGCCGCUGGUAGUCUCAUACCCACCUACUGCAGCCGUCACAGCUGUCAAAGUACCUAUUCCUCGUUUUCCGCACAUUGGCCAUAAACUGCCAGUGGCUCACCCUCAUUAUGCGGCUAGAUUUCCUCAUCACUCCAAAACAGUGCUACUACCAAAACCUGAUCAUCACUUCCAUCACCAUCAUCACCAUGUUGAGCCCAGACCCAUAGUCCCGGUAGUGCAUUCCGCUCCUGUGCCUGUUACUCCUUUAUUGCCAGUACCUCACCCCACAGCUACUAUAGCCCAACCUAUACCAGCACCACCUCCGGCCACGGUGAUCCAACCUACUCCAAUAGUACCAGCACCUAUACCUCAUGCACAUCCAGUCCCCGUUGCUCCUGCAGUUCCAAGUUUUGCGCAGGAACAUUUUCACUUUAGACCAGUGCUACCAGCUGCUCCAGCACAGCUUCAACCAGCANUAUUGCCAGUACCUCACCCCACAGCUACUAUAGCCCAACCUAUACCAGCACCACCUCCGGCCACGGUGAUCCAACCUACUCCAAUAGUACCAGCACCUAUACCUCAUGCACAUCCAGUCCCCGUUGCUCCUGCAGUUCCAAGUUUUGCGCAGGAACAUUUUCACUUUAGACCAGUGCUACCAGCUGCUCCAGCACAGCUUCAACCAGCAUCAGUUGUUGGCCCCGCGUAUUCUCAAAUCCCAUACAUCCUUCGACCUGCUCCACAGGCGGCUCUCGGACCAGUAUUGUUUGACCGUCCGCAAGCUCCCCAUCUUCAUUACGUACCUCAAGCUGGAGUUCAAGAUGGAGUAGUAAUAGAGCCUCAAGCACCAGCAGUUCCCAUUGAGCAUCAAACAUUUUUACAUCAGACGCAAAUAGGUUUGCCUCAACCGAACUUCCAAGUUCAUCCUGGCCAACAAGAAGUUCACUUACACCCCGGACAGCAAGAAGUUCAUUUACACCCCGGACAGCAAGAAGUUCAUUUACACCCUGGACAACAAGAAGUCCAUUUACACCCCGGACAACAAGAAGUUCAUUUACACUCAGGACAGCAUGAAGUUCAAUUACAUACCGCACAGCCCGCUAUACACUUACAAGGUCAGCCUGGACUACACGUUCAUCCAGCUCAACCUGAGCUACACUUCAAUCCUGGACAACCACACAUUCAUCUACAACCAGGUCAUCCAGACAUUCAUCUGCAACCAAAUCAUCCAGAUAUUCAUCUGCAUCAAGGUCAACAAGAAGUACAUUUCAACAUCGCUGGUCAACCAGAAGUGCAUUUCCAACCAGACCAACAUGACAUUCACUUCCAGCAUGCACAUCCCGAGGUACACUUUCAGCAAGGACAGCCCGCAGCACAUCCCGGACAGCCGGAACUCCACUUGCAGCCUGGAUAUACUGACGUACACUUACACCACGGGCAGCAAGACGUACACUUUCAACAACAACCUGGAGUUCAAGGUCAAACUGACCUGAACGUGCAACCACUGCAACCAGGUGUGCUGCAACACGCACAACCCGGUUUUAAUUUUAAUUCGGUGCAACCAGGAGUAAGCUUCCAGCCAGCUCAGCCAGAUCACGACGGUUGGAAUCCGGUCCAGACCCAGCCUCAUGACAUCAACCAAGGACAGCAGCCUAACGCUCAGUAUCCCCAAGACGGCCAGCAUCAAUUUACUCAAGAGCAAGGCCACCAAGUGUUCGAGAACCACGUGGGAGAAGACCAGUACCAUGACUACCAACACCAACUUCAAAACCACAUCCAGACUCAAAUCGAUCAGGCCCAGUACGAACAGAACUACAAUCACCAAAUAGGACAGGAGUACGGGGUGCCUCAGCAGAACUUCGGGCAGUCCAAUCAAGAUUUUUCUCAACACGGUCAAGAUUUUAACUUCCAGCAUCAGCCUUCGGCAGACUAUGGUGUACCCCAAGCUGAAGGAAGGAGCUCUGAAGGAGCUGAUGGAUCUGAGGAUCCUCAGAAAUUCCACAACCAUAUUCCCUUGGGCCUCCAGCCUCCUAUUGACAGACCUUUGGACAAAUUCCGGUAACAACUUCUCAUGUGAUACAAUACGAGUGAAAACGAACGGAAAUUUAAUAUCUUGUAUCGUUACACGUGAACGGAAAUGACGUAACGAUACACAUAGAUAUUGCAUUUCUUGAUUCGAUACAUUAUUUCUCACGUUCAUUAAUAUUGCCUAAUAUUUAAUUUAAGUACUAAUUUAUU